AUGAAGGUCACGAUCAAGGAAUGGAAUUCUGUCGCGACAUGGCAAUGGGAUCUGCCUGAGGACGACGUUUGUGGUAUCUGCCAGGUUCAUUUUGACGGUACCUGUCCGACAUGUAAAUUCCCCGGCGAUGAAUGCAAUCUGUUAUCGGGAAAAUGCGGACACAGCUUUCACAUGCAUUGCAUUUUGGAGUGGAUUAAACAAGAUUCUGCCCGAGGACAAUGUCCCAUGUGCCGUCAACCGUUCGAAUGGAUUGACAAGGGCAAUGAAGCAGUACCACAGGUGGAUUGA
Messenger RNA from [Torrubiella] hemipterigena, 288 nucleotides. NCBI's taxonomy places the organism in Eukaryota, Fungi, Ascomycota, Sordariomycetes, Hypocreales, Clavicipitaceae. The record is from the annotation of a GenBank genome assembly.